GAAUAUUUGGUAAAUAUCUUACACGAUAUUCACCAUGUGGUAAUUUUUAUCAAUGUCAUUUUAGUGGAAAUAAUUCCUAUGAUAUAUUAACAAAUAUUUUUAAUGAUGCUAUGUGGAGAGAACGAGAUUAUGGUAAUGGUCAACUUAGUUGGGUUAGAUUAAAUGAAAUUAAUUGUAAUUCUCAGGCUGAAUUGUUUAUUGAAUGGACUAUGAAAGAACUUCAUGAUAUAGCAG
Racocetra fulgida is the source of this 234-nucleotide messenger RNA. NCBI's taxonomy places the organism in Eukaryota, Fungi, Glomeromycota, Glomeromycetes, Diversisporales, Gigasporaceae. The record is from the annotation of a GenBank genome assembly.